ACUGGCAAAGAUUUCUGCAGCUAAUUGGAGAAUAGCUGUCUUUCUGAACGUUGAUCAACACUUUUCAUGGCUGGAAAAUUUAAAAGGAAAGACUACCAAUGGGAAGAUACCUGGGACACAGCUUCUGAUAUUUGUAAGGAAAUAACGGCAGAAUUGGAAGAAGUUCCUAAAAUAAAGCAAAUUGCCCCCGUUAAAGUUCAAGGAAAAAUGAGGAUGAGGAGAAGCGUUCCCUUAUUAGGCUUUAUAGGGAGGAUUGCUGGACCAAUAGUAGGAGUAUUAUCCUACGAAGACGGCGAACACAUUCAGGACCAAAUCAGAGAACUAAACGUGGCGGAAGCUAAUUUAACCCACUUAGUUGGAAGACAAACACACUUAGUUAGAGCUCAAUUAGAUUCCUUAUAUAAGCGAGCAAAUGCUCAAAAGAUAAAUAUAGAAUUAAUAAACAAACAACUAAAUGACCUAACCAAUCUUAUUAACCAAGCUCAUAAAGGAGCAGCCCAUCAAACAUUUUUCAAUAACAUCGGAAAGUAUCUUAACAAAAUAAAGACUCAGAUUAUUCACAAUAGUAAAACUGGAUCCAGAUUGCUAGAAACUGUUCGAGACGCAAGAAAGGGUCAAGUACAUCCUGGAUUAAUUUCGAUAUCUCAAAUUCUACCUAUCCUCCGCGACAUUCAAGAUCACCAACCCACCGUAACUCUUCCUGUAAAAGGACCAAAUUAUAGCUUGGAGGAAAUAGUCCAAACAUCGAAGACAACCGUAUUAUUUGAAGAAGGACACUUGAAGAUUUUGAUAGAUAUACCCCUACUAGAAAAACCGGAUUAUGUCUUGUAUAAAUUACACCCCUUUCCAGUCUUUCAGCAGAUUUAUGGUAACAUAUCAGGAAAGGUUUCCAUAGAUUCACCAUACACUCACAUCCUUGUGGAUGAUCCCCUUAGAACAUAUAUGCUGGUGAAGGAAGGAGAGUUGGAUUCCUGUAAACAGACGACCGACUAUCUACUUUGUCAGAAUAGCUUACCUAUAUACGAAAUUCGAUCACAACCCUCGUGCGAAGUACAGCUGUUGUUAAACCCCACUAAUGAAAUCCUAAGAAAUUGUAAAAUUCAAUUGGAAUACCAAGAAGAAGAUCAUUGGAUUAAAUUAAAAACACUCGGAGGAUGGUUAUAUUCUACACAGAAUAGUACUACUAUCAAUAUUCGUUGCAAUUCAAAGACAAGUAGUAAAAUAACAAUUCAAGGUUUAGGGUUAAUGCAAUUAGCUUCUGGUUGCUAUGCUAGUACCCCAUAUUCUAUCAUUCCGUCGAUACCUAAAAUCCAAGGAAUUACUGAAUUGAUAUAUGAAUCUGAAAUUGGACUAAGUAUAGACUCUCUGGCUCCAAAAAUUGCUUCCCUAAAAACAUCCCAAGAAGAGCUUAAACUUGCCUUUCCGGAAACAAAAGGAUUCUACAAGAAUUCUCAAUCCCUAGAUGAAUUAGAACAACAACUGCAUGAAUUUUCACUACAACAAAUGGAAAAAGGAUAUCAACAAACUUGGAUAAAAGGAACUUAUUUAGGAAUAAUUACUUUUUCCCUGAUGAUUUUUAUCCUAUGGUUGAUUACCAAGAUAUUCCAACAUCCAAAAUUCAAGAAUAUAUCUACUUUAAAAUCAAAAAAGAAAUCUCAUUGCAUAACAGGACUCAUCCCUAUGAGAGUUAACGCACCACGAGAAACCUACGACGUAGCAGCUGCUUCUCUCCCUACAGCUUCACCUAGAAAAAGGUCUGAUGUUAAUAAUGUAUUCAGUCAAAAGGAAUUAGAGAUAAGAAAGGCUUACGCAGUUUUACCUUUUGCUGAACCUACUCCAGGAACCUCUAACGAAGACGGAAGUGAACAUCGACGAAAGAAAACAGAUCGGAUUGAGACAACAACAAGAAGAAGUCCAUAUCCAAAGGUUACAUAUCCCGAAGUCGAUUCCUUUAGUAACCAACCUACAAAUUAA
Leptopilina heterotoma is the source of this 1974-nucleotide messenger RNA. RefSeq lists its product as uncharacterized. Bases 67 to 1974 code for a protein of 635 amino acids. The transcript has 2 exons. NCBI's taxonomy places the organism in Eukaryota, Metazoa, Arthropoda, Insecta, Hymenoptera, Figitidae. The record is from RefSeq and is a predicted model, not a curated record.